Messenger RNA from Rhinichthys klamathensis goyatoka, 4131 nucleotides. RefSeq names its product Rho GTPase activating protein 27, like (gene arhgap27l). Gene Ontology annotation, cellular component: cytoplasm. The record is from RefSeq and is a predicted model, not a curated record. Lineage: Eukaryota; Metazoa; Chordata; Actinopteri; Cypriniformes; Leuciscidae. The transcript is spliced from 21 exons. Gene Ontology annotation, biological process: signal transduction; regulation of GTPase activity. Gene Ontology annotation, molecular function: protein binding. The coding region runs from base 471 to 3527 and encodes 1018 amino acids.
CAUAAAAAAAAAACCUUUUACUGCUCACUGGGACCUGAAAGAUGUCAAUAAGCCUCUACUCACACGAGUGAACAGCAGAGAUGAAAGAAGAACUUUCUGUUUGCAGGAAAUGAAUGCAGACCGAGGAGGCAGGCAAGCUGAAACUGGCACAAAGCACUAGCGUGUAUACACACCCACCCACAUACAAUACAGACACACACACACACUGGCCCUGAGCAACAACUGUCAGAGCUGGAACGUCAAAGCGGUGGCAGCAAAAGACCGAUGCCGUCUAAGAUAUUAAGAGGAGUGAGCUUCUAAGAAAGGAAAAGAGAUUUGAAGACGGAGAAAAACAGGAGACGGAUCCUACAAAUUUAACUUGAACAAGAAGAGAAGGAAACAAAGGUGUGGGGAAGAUGGUGUUCCGAUCCUACCUCAGCAGGAGGGCCUUUCCUGAGCCUUGAUUCCAGCUUGAUUCCCUUAAAGGGUAAAUGGGUGAGACGGGUAAGAUGACGUCCUUACACAGUGUGGGCCUAGUGUUGGUGGAGUUUGAAUAUGAAUAUGAGGGCCGGGAUGGCCACAUGGUGUCCAUUAAACCCAACGAGCGCUACAUCCUCCUGGACAAAACAAACGAUCAUUGGUGGCAUGUGCGCAAAGAUGAACGAGCCAAGCCAUUUUACAUCCCUGCUAAUUAUGUAAAAGAGCUUCCACCCAACAUCCCUUCACCUCUGGACUUAAGAGAGCCUCCAGCCCCUGACGUGAGGCCUGCGGUGCCUGACCUCACAGAGAUACGCAAACCAGAUGAAGUGACAAUUAGACUUCGCUCAAAAGGGAAUUACAAGACAGAAAACCGCAUGUCGACAUUUGGUGUUCCUUUGGAUUUGCAUGAGCCCCCUUCUUACAAACAUGGCAGACCUUCAGAUUCUCUCCUCUCCCUGAACACGGGUUCUGCCUCAGAUUCUUCACAGCAGAAGAAGAGGAUGAGUCAAGCUACCAAUCUGCUGUUAGGCUCUCGCACUGCUCCAGCUGAAACAGUGCCUGAUAAGUUUAGAGUUCCCAGCUUCAGCCCAGCCGACCCCCUCCAUAGACCUACCCCUGCCAAACCUGUGGACCUCCCUAUCAUCAAGAACCUAAAUGAGACCAGGCCUCACAGGAACUCUCCAGAGCUGGAAUCCCCAAUAGAGCCUGAAAGUGAAAGUUCAAGUUCAGAACCACUGCCAUCACCAGACUCUGAGAAUAUUUAUGAAUCCAUUUCGGACCUGAAUCUAGACCUGUUGUCACUGACUGACAAAGCACCUGAUGGAUUGCCAAACCCUCAGACCAACUCUUCAUGCUCACCUCCAACAAUAAAGAUUGAGAAUGACCCCACCACUGCAGUGUAUGCAAACGUUACUGACCUGAAGAAGACCGUUCCGCGCUCUUCAAACUCCUCUGUCUCCACCUGCUCCUCACCGGGCAUCGCCCUCAGUCCCGGCCCAGACUCCGCCUGCUCGCCCAGCUCGGCCGGAUGGCAGGUCCAUACUGACCACGACAGCGGUAAGGAGUACUACUACCAGCCUUCCACAGGAGAGAGCAGUUGGUCUGAUCCCCGUAGCCCUAACCCAGGAGCUGGUAUGGAGUCUGUGACCUCCCCCAUGCCUGUGUCCUCCCCAUCCUCAGCUCACUCGCUGGGCUCUGACUGGGAGAAGAUUUUGGAUGAGACCACUGGGAGACAUUAUUAUUAUAAUCACGGUUCGAAGCAAACCUCUUGGACUGCCCCGGAGCCAUCGCCACCUCCGUCAUCCACGGACGUGGCACACAGUCAUGGCAAUGAGGCGGAUGAGCCGCCACCCCUUCCUGAUGAGGACUACCCAGCGAAUCAGCGUGAAGAUUCCCUUAUAUCACUUCAACUCCCUAAAGAUUUUCAUUUGCACCAAAUCAAGCAUGCCGUCAUCCCUAGGGCUGUUAUGGACACACGUAAAGAUGUCCAUCUGGGCUGGACUCACUCCGUAGGGGCCGAUGGGAAAACUGUCUACACAAAUGAACUCACUCAUGAACAGUGGUUCCAGUCUAUGGAUGACAAAGGGAAGUUGUUUUACUACUUAAAAGGGGGAUCUAAAUGUCAGUGGACCCUUCCAGAGGCUUCAGUCCCGUCCGGUCAGCCAAUGAAUGGAAACGGAAUAGACCAAGAUGCUCAACCUGUUUUGAACAACUGGAGAUUAACAAUGUUCCAGUUCAACAUGCCUCAGGAAGACCUGAAAUUUUCCCCCUCACACAGGCGGAUCGCCUCUGACAACGCCAGUGAUGCAUCCAGCACAGGGAAUUCACCAGAAUCACAGCAUUACGAUAAAAAGUUAAGACGGCGGAGAAACCUGUCCAGUCAAAGCACAGAUUCACAUUCUCAUCAUCAGUCAUCGCUGGAGAAGGCUGGGAUUCUCAACAAGACCAAAGUCGCUGAGAAUGGAAAGAGGCUGAGGAAGAAUUGGGCGCAGUCGUGGACCGUUCUCCAUGAUGGCAUACUCACUUUCCACAAAGACCCUAAAUUUACACCUGCUGGGAUGUCUACCAAGUCCAAUCAGAUUGUCCCAGAGUACACCGUGGAACUGAAAGGAGCAACUUUAUCAUGGGCAUCUAAAGAAAAGUCAAGCAAGAAGAAUGUUUUAGAGCUCAAGACACGUCAUGGCUCUGAGUAUCUGAUACAGUAUGACACAGACAGCAUCAUACAUGACUGGCACAAGAUCAUUUUGGACACGAUCAGACUGCUGCAUGACCAUGGCCAUUACUCAGAGGAUGAAGUGGAAGAGAUCCCAGACAAAUCUCCAUUGCUUGCAGACAAAGAGAAGAAGACUGAGUCAACACGACUGAGUUCAACAAAUAGCAUAGACACAGAACAGGGCCGUGUCCGUACCAAGCUACGCAAGUUCCUCCAGAGGCGUCCCACCUUACAGUCAGUCAAAGAGAAGGGCUACAUCAAAGAGAAUGUGUUUGGCUGCCACCUAGAUACCCUCUGUCAUCGGGAAAACACAACCGUGCCCAAGUUUAUGGAAAAAUGUAUCAGAACUAUUGAGAAAAGGGGUCUGAAAAUAGAUGGAAUCUACAGAGUGAGCGGGAACCUGGCUGUCAUCCAGAAGCUGCGAUUUAAAGCUGAUCAUGAAGAUGAUCUGGAUCUGGAGGACGGGCAGUGGGAAGAGAUCCAUGUGAUCACAGGAGCUUUGAAGCUUUUCCUACGUGAACUUCCUGAGCCUCUAUUCCCCUUCAGCUUUUUUGAUAGGUUCAUCGCAGCCAUUCAAAUGAGUGACUACAGCCAGAAAGUGUCGUAUAUACGAGAUCUGGUGAGAAACUUGCCUUUACCCAACCACGACACCAUGGAGGUUCUCUUCAAACAUCUCCGAAAAGUAAUUGACCAUGGUGAGCAGAACCGCAUGUCUGUCCAAAGUAUGGCCAUCGUGUUCGGCCCAACGUUGCUGAGACCGCAGGAGGAGUCCAACAUCACCAUGCACAUGGUCUUUCAGAACCAGAUUGUGGAGCUCAUACUCAACGAGUUCAAUGAGCUCUUCCAACCCAAAUGAAAUUACAAAAUGAACUAAUCAAAACGUCUCAACCAAUAAGUGCCCUGUGAAACAUCAAGAGGAUCUGCCUUGUUCUUGAAUGCAAUCUGUGUUUUUGGUACCGACCAAAAUCAAGAGAACAAAAAGCCAAAGGGACCAUCAGCCGAUAUGAUCAAACAGAUCUUAUAAAGAAAGGCUAAUUCUAAUUUGUCAAGGUUUUAUGUUUGAGAUGAGACCGUUGAAGAAUGAAAGAAAAGAAAGAAAAGUUCUCAGUAAGAAAUAACUUACAACAAUUGCUUUGAAGAUAUUAGACAAGCAGAGCAUUGUACUUGUUACUGAAUAAUAUACUGUAUAUUAUUGCUACUCAUCCAAAACAGUUCCUGUGGAACAACAGCAUUUUUGAAUUAGCUAAACAAACAAGGUUUUUCCUGUGAGAUUUCCAUGCAGAUGUUGAAUGAACAAGUAAACGGUAUGGACAUUUGCUUGAUUUGUAAUAUUUCUCUGAAAGAAGAUCUUGAUGAUGAAACCUGGGUUUUAAAGUGCUUGAUCACCAAUGUGGAGGAAGCUCUAGACCUAUGAACUGUAUUGCUAAGGAGACUGAGAAGAAACUGUAUACUGACUAACA